Messenger RNA from Mugil cephalus (flathead mullet), 6210 nucleotides. RefSeq names its product SPHK1 interactor, AKAP domain containing. Gene Ontology annotation, cellular component: cytoplasm. The record is from RefSeq and is a predicted model, not a curated record. The transcript has 12 exons. Gene Ontology annotation, molecular function: protein kinase A binding. Bases 458 to 5212 code for a protein of 1584 amino acids. NCBI's taxonomy places the organism in Eukaryota, Metazoa, Chordata, Actinopteri, Mugiliformes, Mugilidae.
CCUUAUACUGGAAGUGGCCAAUUUAGGUCCGUUUAGAUGUGGUGAACUGGUAGCAAAACAACUACAGCGCAUAUGCAUGUCUGUCUGUUUAUAAACGCGCGCGCGCGCGCGCAAUGCCCACAGCCAUAUCCAAACCCAGCCUGCGUCGUGCUGCUCAUUACGUUUGAUCUAUGCGGAGCUCCUGCCUGCGUCUUCACACGGCACUUGGCGGACAGACGCGCAGAACAGGCGGUGGAGUGCUGCUGCUGCUGCUGCUGCUGCUGCUGCUGAUAGGUCGUCACAGUCCUCAUCCAGUCGCGGUGAAACAGUCUGGCAUUCCUUCAGUGCUCGGACGGAGAUGCGCAUCUGGACCGAGGGUGUCCCGGGGACAAUAACGCGUCGAGGAGCUCCGCUGUACUUGUCCUUCUGUUCCCCACAGAGGAAAUAAUCACACGGGUUCAGGACUAUUUUUGUUGGAAUGGCAGGCGCAAAGUGCCUUCUGAAAACGCCGAGUAACUUCCAGUCGUCUGCCAUGUUUGAAGGCUCAGAGUCUGUGGAGGUGGAGGGAGGCAGCACAGAGAGCACUGUGGCCUCAUCCAUCAGCGCCUGUAAGAAGGUGCUGGGCAGUAACAGUGUGCUGGACUCUUCAGAGUACUGGCUGAGGAAUGAGAAGGCUCUGUGUAGACUGGGCCUGCUAGAUGACGACUCGGAGGGCAGCUGCACCAUGGUCUGUUUUGUUAAUCUGGACCCUCAGAAGACAGACUGCCGUGAUGACAAAAGCAUCAAGAAAUUGGCCUCAGUGUCUCCAGACCUGCCUAAGUUCGUUGAAUUACUGACUGUCCACCAGCCGAAGGAAAAUGAGAUCCUGCUGCUGGGUGGCCUCGAAGCAUCAGACACUUGCCAAGCACACCCACACUCCCCCCCUCAGACAUGUCCCUUACAGGCCGGACCCCAGCAGAGACACACAGGUGUGUGCCUGGUUCAGUGUUCACGGAAGAGGCGCUCAACACCAUCUGGCAGCAUAAUCUUUGAGAUCAACAAAUUCCUGAUUGGCCUGCAGUGGGGAAAAGAGCGACAGUUCCAACAGGGCCGAGCACCCCGGCAGCGGAUUGACGACGACACCAAUCGCUCCAUCUCAUCCAUAGAGGAAGACUUCCUGACCGCCUCAGAACACCUGGGAGACGACAGCGAGGAUGAUGGCUUCAGAAACGAACCAGAGUGUGGUGACCUGGGAGAGAGCUUGGUAGAGGCUGCACAGAAACACUGUGUCAGGCUUGUAUAUCACAAGGGACAGAUGGCCCAUCAUCAAAACAAGGAGGAUGCAGAGGUGAAAAGGGAAGGGCAUCAGCGAGCCAGCCUCCAAACUAAGGAAUCAGCUGGUCACUACGCCACCAAUCUUGCUGAGUCAGUGUUGCAAGAUGCCUUCAUAAGACUUUCUCAAGACGAAACCUCCUUUGUUUCUGAGGCAGCUGUCAGUGUGUCCCUCUCUACUUGUCCUUCCAACUCCAAUGGCCCUUCAAAGACCAGAGAGCCUUCCCAACAACGCACCUGUUCGUUUGAACUCCCAAAAAUUGUCAUUGUUCAGAGUCCAGACAAUUCUGAUGGGACUACAGAAUGGCCAGACACCCAGGCUUCUCAUGGGCCUGACCACAGUAUUGCUGCCAAAGUGAGAGAAAUGUCACAGAGUGAGACACAUUCCUCUCAUAUUCCCCACCACAAUGGAGGACACCCAUCCAGACAUAUAGAGAUGGCUUUGACCUGUGCUGCUAAUGUUAUUGGCACCAUUACAACCCCACAGCUGACAGAACAGCUCGCUAUUGCAUCUGCUUCAGAAGAGGACACUGAGGAGGAGGUGCAGGAACCAGAGGAGCAAGGCGACUACUCCUUCUCCUCAGCUAUGUGUGGCAUGGCUCAAGUAGCUGGUGCUGUAGCUGCUGUGGAGCUAACAGAGGAGUCCGGAGAAGGUGUUGAUUCUGAUGCUGAUUCCACAGAAGUCUAUACACCGUCACAGGGUCUGAUGUCGGCUGCCGAGGCCUCUGCAGCCUUCACCCUGCACUGCAGUGUGGCAGAGGGUACUAGUGUUGAAGCAUUUCGUGCCAACAUUGCUGAGGUCCUCCACCGGGAAGCAGCUGAGGUGUUGACUCAGCCACAAGGCUACAAGAGUGUAGCCCACCUGCUGGAGACCACUCAUAAUAAGAUAGUAGAUGGCAUUACCUGCCCAAAAAGAUGUUACAUGGAUGAAGGAGAAGUGGAUGACUUAAUAAAUGAGGUGGCAGACAGUCUAUUCAAGCAUGCAUUAGAGAAAGCUAAAAAGAAAAGAGAACUGGAGGGUACUGGAAAAGAGGCGCCAAGCCUCCAGAUUUUUCUGCAGGAUAGCGUAAACAAUUUGCUGUUUGAUAUUCUUUGCGUGACACAGAAAAAAAUCAGUCACAUCUCUAGAUGUGACCAAGAGUCUUAUGAAACACAUGAGGGUGAUACUUGUAUUAAGGAGUCCACUAUGAUCAAGGAGAGCAAGGAUCCAUUCAGUCAGUUGCAGUGCUUAGUAGCCCAUAGCCAGUCCAGUAAUAAUGAGAACCACAGCACCACUAUGCUACAGUGCACAGAGAAGUUACCCGUGGUUCAAGGGCUGAAACAGAAACAUAUGCUUGAGGAAAGUGAUCUCACUGCAUCUUCCUCCUCAGUAUACAGCAAAGAACAUCAGCAGCAGUCAUUAUGUAGACAGAAUUAUUCUAAACCCACAGCUUCACCAGCCAAAGACUUGUCUGACCCCCAGCAGAUUGGUGCCAUCAGAGAACCUUUAAGUGAAAUCCCAGUUCACAGCACAGAGAGGAGGGGUCGACUAGGGACAGGCAGUGACAGCAGGCAGGCCUCUCUCACCCCCCAGUCCUCUCUCAACUCUUGCAGUUCUCUUCUCUCUUUGAGAGUAGACUCAGAGUCCAGGGCACCUAUUACUUGCUAUGCUGAUGAUUUAGCUACUACAGUGGUGUCGAUGGCCACAGAACUAGCAGCCAUAUGCCUUGAGAACUCCACUGGAAAACAACCCUGGUUUUGUGCCCUAAAAGGGGCAUCUUCAGAAGGACCAGAAGCUUACUUAAUCCCUGCUUGUCGCACUGUGCUCAGGAGGAAAGAGGGUCAGAGCAGCAAUUCUGCCUCGAGGAAACAUCGGGCCCCACGUCUCAGUGAGAUCAAGAGGAAAACAGAGGAGCAACCAGAGCUAAUGGAGCGGUUGGUCAACCGGGUGGUGGAUGAGUCAGUCAACCCUGAUGAACCACAAGAUCCAUUUGCUCUCUUUGCCUCAGAAGUCACAGCCAGGAUCAUGAAUUGCCCUGAACUUAAUGUGGUGGAUACCACCAAAACAGGCCAACAACGCAGCAGGCUGCAGUGUGAGAGGUGGAGCCGUGGAAAGGCAUCUAGUUAUGAGAGUAUUCCAGAAGAAGAUGCAGACCCCUCAGGCACACCCAACACCCUGGGCCCUGGCAGUCGGUUAGGGCAGAACUUGAGCCGUGGUAGCUCAAUCUCUAAGCAGUCCAGCUGUGAGAGCAUCACGGAUGAAUUCUCUCGGUUCAUGGUAAACCAGAUGGAGACUGAGGGCAGAGGCUUUGACCUUCUUCUAGACUACUAUGCAGGAAAGAAUGCCAGCAGCAUUCUGGCAGCAGCUGUGCAACAAGCUGCGUCAAAGAAAAAUGGUCACCUUAAUGUCAGGGCUGCAUCCUGCCUGUCGAAACAGUCUAGCACAGAGAGCAUCACAGAGGAGUUCUACAGGUUCAUGCUUCGGGAUAUGGAUAAGGAAAACAGAGAAUAUGGCAUUGCCAAAACUAAAGAAUGGAGCAACAGCCUAUUCCCCCCUUCUCCCAGAACACCCUUCUGUAUAAGACAGUCUUCUGUCCCAGACCGGCGCUCCUCAGACUCACGACUGACUGUCAACUCACCCAUUAAAGCCAACUCUUUUGAUGGAUUUGCCCGCAACAUGCAUGGAGAAACGCUGAACAUCUUCCCCACCAACUCUGUGUCAGCCACUGGACUGUGUAAGUCAGACUCCUGUCUCUAUCAAAGGGGUAAGACUGACCAGAUUACUGAUAUGCUAAUUCACGAGACCUGGUCGAGCUCCAUUGAGUCCUUGAUGAGAAAGAACAAGAUCAUUGCUGAUCCAGAGGACAGCAUUGAGUUGGAGGCUGCAGGAGACUCCCAGCCCCAUGUGCAGCAAUUUGCCAAUCGUCUGGCAGCUGACAUCGUCGAUAUUGGCAAGUCUGCACACGGGGGACAGCAAGAUGUGGCUGUUGGAUCACCUGGAUCACACCCACAGUCGCACAUGCCAGUUGGUGAAAGAAGGCGGGGGUUCAAACAAUCUCAUCUAAGUUGUGGUCGGAGCAAGUCAAGCCAAGAGCAAGCUGGCAAUGGAGUAGGGUCAAGUGACAGCAGUGCACCCUGCAUGAGGGGCCCCAGAGAUGUGCCACUGAUCCACAUCGAGGGGGAUCAAAAGGAUGAAGAGACUCUUUUAAACCAUGAAAGGAGAGUAGGCGGACCUCAGGAAACAUCCCUUGACAUGGCAGCUACAAAACGUACGGAGAGAGCUACAGCCAACAACAGCAGCAGUGAGAGGGACAGGCCAACUGUGGCGGUGGCUGCAGUAGUGAAGAGGGACAAGCGUUCUAUGAGUGCUAGCAGUGAAGAGAGCAUGGGGAGCUGGUCUCAUAUAACCCCCGAAGAUGACCCCCACGAGGAGACCAGUAGUUUUAUCCAGCUGAGCGAGGGGAAUGGUACCAGCAGCACAUCGAGCCUCGGAUUGGCAGACCUGGACACUUUUUCUGAUGUUCCCAAUCAGAGCACAGUAUUCAGUGAGGAGACAGAGAAAGGCCACCUGGCAGGAACCAAGGAGAAUGUCUUUGAGAGCACUUCAGCGAGAACGGCAGGUGGCAGUAGCAACCUCAGGGAGCUGUUGGUGGUAAACUGCGACCUCGAGCCAGAGUGUGUGGACUCAGAGCUGAGAGUGGCGCUGCAGUGGAUCGCUGCCUCCGAGCUGGGCCUUCCUGCUCUCUACUUCAGGAGGUCCAAAGAGAAGAGGGUUGCAAAAUUCCUGAGGGUGGUACACCUGAUGUCUCAGAAGGCCUGGAGGAUUGCAGAUCUGUUCAGCGCUGUUGUUCAGUUCUGUAAGCUACAUGAAAAAGAAAAAGAGGAAGAGGCGGGCCGGUCUCUCCAGUCCAGCCUGUUUGACUGGCUGUUGGAGAACAUUUAGGAAGGACUGUCCCCGUUGUACUGCAAACAAAAACACACAUGCUCACUCAUUCUCUCACAUUUGUAUCAUGCUCCUAAAUGUUCCCCUAGUCCUGCCUCAUCACACCAAGUGUCACCUACAGCAAGCUGAAGGCACAGCGCAUUCAGCAUACUUGAGAAAUACAUACCUCUCAGUCUUGUGUUUUAUGUGUUUUACACAGCUAUGAAUGGACCAAUCUCCCUUUAACAAGAGCGUGUUUUUGUUUUCAGAUUUACCUCUCUGGUGAGAUGCACACAAACAGAGCAAACUCUAAUGGGUUGGACAUUCUUGAUGGGAAUGAACUAGCCCUCAAGCAGGUUUUAACUGACUGAUCCAGAUUAUAUAUAAAUAUAUAUAUUUACAGAUUCUCACAAAAUUAUGUUUAUUUAUGUAUGAUGAAGAAACACACGAGGUAAAGUACAUAUAAAAGAUAGGAAAAUCAGGUUGAAUUCUGUUCCACAACCCUGACAUUCUCUGACAUUUUGUAUCAAAACUACUUCAUAAAAGAGGCUGUUCAGAUGUAAGCCCAGAAAAACAUUGUUCACAUUCUUCUGAUAGCCACUUAGAAGUGCACAUUUGCCUAAUGUAAGCGAAGCAUCCAUGACUUCAUUGUGUGUAUUGAUCAACAUACCACUUCUGUUGUGAAAUUAAGUUCUAAGUAUGUUAUUUUGUUCAUGUUACUUGAGAACUGAUUAUUUUGGAUAGCUGUACUGUACAUACUGUAGAUCUGGAACUGCUGCACCUUGGAGUAGUGGACUGCUCUCUUUAGCUUUUACUGUGUCCGAAUGACAGAGUAAAGUUUGUAAUGUUGAAUUUGUAUGUGGAUUUGGUCUGUUCAUUUCUCUACUUGGUGGUAAUCUAGUGUUACAUAAGCUUCGGGGAGGGGGAGAAAAAAAAAGCACACGAUUCAGCUGUAAACUCUGUCACAGUAGAACUGAAUGUAUUUAUCUUUUGACAUCAAUAAAUUUCUGUGAUGUGAA